This is a messenger RNA of Ictalurus furcatus (blue catfish), 686 nucleotides long. It is a transcript of the gene atp6v0e1, whose product is annotated as ATPase H+ transporting V0 subunit e1. Gene Ontology annotation, cellular component: proton-transporting V-type ATPase, V0 domain. Bases 116 to 361 code for a protein of 81 amino acids. Gene Ontology annotation, biological process: proton transmembrane transport. The record is from RefSeq and is a predicted model, not a curated record. Gene Ontology annotation, molecular function: proton-transporting ATPase activity, rotational mechanism. Lineage: Eukaryota; Metazoa; Chordata; Actinopteri; Siluriformes; Ictaluridae. The transcript is spliced from 4 exons.
GACGGUCACGUGACCGACACUUGGCGCUGUUGUGAAGUUUGUGGAAGUUGGUGAGACCUGCUUCAGCUUCUUCUUCCCUUAAAACUGUCCUGUGUCUUUGUUUGAAAAGAAAACAAUGGCGGAGAUGUCUUUCGUGAUCUCAAUAAGCGUAAUGACCGUGUUUUGGGGUAUUAUUGGAGGAGUCGUGCCGUGUUUUAUUCCUAAAGGACCGAAUCGGGGAGUUAUUGUGGUGAUGCUGGUGCUAACUGCAGUUUGCUGCUACCUCUUCUGGCUGAUUGCUAUUCUGGCCCAGCUGAACCCGCUGCUUGGGCCGACACUCAGCAACGACACCAUAUGGUACCUCUAUUAUCACUGGGAGUAAUUCUCAAUCAUAGUCUCCUUGUCUGUCAGAUGUGUGUGUAUAUAUGGCCAAAAGUUCACUUCACUUUCUCACAAAGGGAAGAAGAAAUCAUACGGUGCCUGUGUGUGUGGUGUAAGACAUGAUGUAUAGAUUCGCUUGGUCGUCUUUUGUGGGAAAUAAUGAACAAACUGAACGUGUGUGUUUUUGUUUUGUAUUUCUGUCCAUUGCCAAAACCGUGCCCUUGUAUUUGGAGUAUAUUUACUCUGUGCCUCUGUUAAUGCAUUUCUUUUGUCCUUUUGUAUUAAUGUAACUAAAAACAUGGAAUAAAGUUCGCUAGCUGAUGUCA